AUGGAGAUCAGUAGAGACAGAGAUAAGGGCAGAAUUUGUUUGACACAAGUAGCUUAUUUGAAGAAAGUUCUACAGCGAUUUAAUGUGAGCAUGGAGACGAAACCAGUUAAUGUAUAUUUGGGAGCCCAUUUGCAGCUUUCAAUUGACCUCUCACCGAAGACAGCUGAAGCUAGAGAGUUGAUCUCCGGCUCCGUCACCGAAAUCUAUCUCCCAAACUUUUCCAUUUUCGGCACGAUCCCCGAAUCUCUUUGCAGUGGCAUCAAGAAUCUCUCUUACCUUGAUUUAUCAUAUAACAAUUUCUCAGGCCCAUUUCCUACCACUCUCUACACUUGCACAAAGCUCGGUUACCUCGAUUUGUCUCAGAAUUUGUUCGUUGGCGAGUUGCCUUCGGAUAUAAAUGGGUUAUCGUCGAGUCUCACUGAUUUGAUCCUCUCGGCAAAUAAUUUCUCGGGUCAGAUUCCUACCUCCAUAGGCGAACUGAAAUCAAUUCAGAGCCUGUAUCUGGACGAUAAUCUCUUUAACGGGUCGAUUCCUGUAGAGCUUGCACACUUGUCCGAUCUUCAAACUCUUGCGUUGGCUUAUAACAAUUUUGCUCCCCAGAGAAUUCCUGCAGAGUUUGGGAAUUUGACUGGGCUUUCAUUCUUGUGGAUGGCCAGCAUGGAUCUUGUAGGUGAGAUUCCGGGCUCUUUUGAGAGAUUGAUAGAGUUGCAGCAGCUCGAUCUCUCGAUGAAUUCGUUAACUGGAAACAUUCCAAAUUUUAUCUGGAACCUUCGAAAUCUUCAGUUUGUUUAUCUGUAUAAGAACAACUUCACGGGAGAAAUCAAUGGGACAGUUUCAGCACUGGGACUGGAGAGGAUCGAUGUAUCGAUGAACCAGCAUUUAUCAGUUCUUUUAAUGUACUACAAUCAAUUCUCCGGCGAAAUUCCUUCAAGUAUCGGAUUGCUCCCUUCUCUUUCUGAUCUCAGGCUAUACAGUAAUAAGCUCACAGGAGUCUUGCCUCCAGAGCUCGGAAAGCACUGCCCAUUAUGGAAUCUCGAAAUAGACGAUAAUUUGCUCUCUGGUGAGCUACCAGAGGACUUAUGCGCCAGAAAUGCACUUGCGUCGAUUAUAGUAUUCGACAAUAAUUUUACAGGUAAAAUCCCUGAAUCUUUGGGUGGUUGCAUUGCGCUUGACAAUCUGCAACUUCAGAGGAAUAGAUUUUACGGCGAUUUUCCACCUGGAAUCUGGUCGGCAGCGAACCUGUCAACCGUGAUGCUGAGUGAUAACAACUUCUCAGGCACAAUUCCUGAUAAAUUGCCGUGGAAUCUGACACGGUUAGAGAUCCAGAACAAUAGAUUCUCUGGAAAGAUUCCAUCGGCAGGAGAGAAUAUUUUGGUCUUUCUUGCAGGAAACAAUUUGUUCUCGGGUGAGAUUCCAGCGAUCUUGACAGGAAUCUCCCAGCUGCAGAGUUUGCAACUAGGAAGAAACAUGAUUUCAGGUUCAAUUCCGGAUGAAAUCUCUGUACUGAAAUUUCUGACGGAGUUGAAUUUAAGCAAUAAUCAGUUGAUCGGAGAGAUUCCUGCAUCUAUCGGAUCUUUGCCUGUGCUCACUACCUUAGACCUUUCGAAAAAUCAGUUGACAGGCAACAUACCUGUCAAUAUCGGCAAUCUCAGGCUCAAUUUCCUCAAUUUAUCAUCAAACCAGCUCUCGGGCCAGGUCCCAUUCGCGUUUCAGAAUCAAGCUUACGACAAAAGUUUUCUGUCUAAUCCUUCUCUUUGCUCUUCGGACUCAGCAUUGAGCCUCAGCAGAUGUGAUCAUCAAUCCAAAACUUCGAACACGAUAUCCCCAGGAGUCAGAACCAUGAUCAUAGUUCUCGCCUUGCUCUUAUUCUUGAUUGUUUCAGGCUUUACAUUUUUCGUUAUUAAAGACUACAAGAGCAGAAAAGAUGAACAAAAUCUUGCAUCCUGGAAACUGACUUCCUUUCACACAUUGGACUUCAACGAAUCCAACAUUGUAAAGGCCCUUACCGAUGAGAACCUGAUCGGAGCUGGCGGGUCUGGCGAGGUCUACAAAGUCGCCAUCGGAAACAGGUCAGGCGAAGUAGUAGCAGUCAAGAAAAUAAGGAGCAAAACCAAGAUGGACUCCAAACUAGAGCGGGAGUUCGUGUCUGAAGUUCAAAUUCUGGGCUCAAUUCGGCACACCAACAUAGUCAAACUCUGGUGCUGCAUUUCAAGCAACGAUUCGAAGUUGUUAGUCUACGAACACAUGAAGAACGGGAGUCUGUACAAGUGGCUUCACGAGAAGAGGAAGGCGAUGGGGCCGCCAGCCUUAGACUGGCCGAGGAGGCUGGGGAUCGCCAUCGGAGCUGCACGAGGGUUGUGCUACAUGCAUCAUGAUUGCUCGCCGUCGAUUGUGCACAGAGAUGUGAAGUCGAGUAAUAUACUGUUGGAUUCGGAGUUCAGAGCUAAGGUUGCUGAUUUUGGGCUGGCGAGGAUUCUGGUUAAGGCCGGGGAGCCUUGCUCCGUCACGGCUGUUGCUGGUUCUUUCGGAUAUAUGGCUCCAGAAUGUGCAUACGCUGUAAAAGUGAACGAGAAAAUGGACGUGUACAGCUUCGGCGUGGUACUUCUAGAGCUGACAACAGGAAGAGAAGCCAACGAGGGAGACGAGCAAGGAGGCCUUGCAGGCUGGGCAUGGCACCAUUUUCUCACAGGCAAAAAUGCUACCGAUGCAAUUGAUGAGACAAUCAAAGAUCCGAGUAAUUUGGACGAGAUAGUCAAGGUUCUCAAAUUGGGGCUCGUAUGCACGGGCACAUUACCGUCGACCAGACCUACGAUGAAGGAGGCCGUAGAAAUCUUGUUGCGGUGCAACCGAACAAGUUGGAAUGGCAGUAAACCUCAAGCCGAGCAUGAUAUCGCUCCUCUACUGUGUAGCGUUAGAGGCAGUAGGCAUAAAAGUGAUUCGAGUACAGACGACGAUCUUGAUGAUUGUAAUGUAUGAAUCAAUUAAAAAUGAAUCCGAGUCCAAGGUUUUCUUGCAUGUAUUGCGUUCUAGAGGGAGGGUUGUAAAACUCAUUCCGAAGGAUUGUAUUUUAGACAAAAGCAUGAAAUAAUUGCUGCUGCGUGCAAUACAUGGGUUGUUGAUAGUAGAAUUAACCUCUGUGCCUUCUCUGAUGAGCAUGAACCGAGGAGAGCAAUGAAACUGGUGCAACUUUUGUUGACUGAUAUAGAUAGGCAUUGCA
This is a messenger RNA of Asparagus officinalis (garden asparagus), 3217 nucleotides long. RefSeq names its product receptor-like protein kinase 5. Gene Ontology annotation, biological process: protein phosphorylation. The record is from RefSeq and is a predicted model, not a curated record. NCBI's taxonomy places the organism in Eukaryota, Viridiplantae, Streptophyta, Magnoliopsida, Asparagales, Asparagaceae. Gene Ontology annotation, molecular function: receptor serine/threonine kinase binding; ATP binding; protein kinase activity.